GGCAGUGGGAGAGAGACUUGGCAUGGCAAAUGCAAGCCAGUGAUCGUCGUGAACGCACCUAUACGCGCUCGUAGUACUUUUUUGUUGAGACCAUAACCUGCGCUCGUGCCAUCCGCGUAUCGUGUGAAGACGCAUGAAUAUACAUGCAUAUACCAUCAGCUGAAGGUUCUACAUACUCGUACUUUGUGGUGUGCCAAAUGGGACUGGGAGCUUUGGAAGUGAAAUUAAAAACCCAAACCGAAACAGUAUUCAGUUCCUCCAGAGCAAAUUAACCAGAAAGUGUAGUUUAAGCAAGUGCAAGUUUUGCGGAGAGUACACACUCCCGAUUGGCAGGCAAAGCUCCAUUCGACUGAUAAAUAAAUCUCCAUAAGACAAUAAAUAUUGAGACCCGGCUGAAUACCCUCCGGAAUACACAAUAAUCAGCUGCGAAUACUGUGCUGAAGUGCGAAAUUGGCCCAGAUUGGAUUAACCAAAAGGAUACAUAGACAACCCGAGUGGCCAGACACAAACACGUAACAGCUAGCAAGUCGAUCUGUGACGAAAGCGGGAGAGAGCUAGAGCUAGAGCUAGAGAUAGAGAUAGUCGCGACGUAACCGUUACGCUUGGGUGCAAGCCCCGGUGCUUGCUGCAUUGGCUAAUUUGCCCCAUUUCGAGUGUCUGAGCGCGAGUGUCAGUUGUGAGUGCGAGAGCAUUGUGACUUCGAUUUGCGAGUGCCACUGGACCCCUAACUCCCACCCCCCCUCUGCAAUGCGGGCAAGCGACUUUGCUUGCGGCCGCCUGCUGGUGGCCUUGCUCUUGCAUUGCCUGGUGGCCCUGCAGGUCUGCGGUAGGGCCGGUGCCUUCACCCUCCUCUCGCCCUUCAGCUAUAGCUCGCUGAGCUUCAAGAACCUCCUGAACUCGGUGCUUCUUUCGAGCAACGCAAACCUGGCCGGUGGGGGCAGGAACCUCAAGUCCGACGUGCUCGAGGACGCAUCCCUCAUAACGCCCAAAUUAAUACGCAAAUAUGGCUAUCCAUCGGAGACACACACCGUGGUAACCAAGGAUGGCUAUAUCCUGGAAAUGCACCGCAUUCCAAAGAAAGGCGCCCAGCCAGUGCUGCUGAUGCACGGCAUACUAGACACUUCGGCUACGUGGGUUCUCAUGGGCCCCAAAUCGGGAUUGGGUUACAUGCUCUCCGACCUGGGCUACGACGUCUGGAUGGGCAACUCACGGGGCAACCGGUACUCGAAGAACCACACCAGUCUUAAUAGCGACUACCAGGAGUUCUGGGACUUCACCUUCCACGAGAUGGGAAAGUACGAUCUCCCGGCGAACAUCGACUACAUACUGAGCAAGACGGGCUACGAGCAGCUGCACUACGUCGGGCAUUCCCAGGGCACGGCCAUCUUCUGGGUGCUCUGCUCGGAGCAGCCCUCGUACACUCAGAAAAUUACCUCGAUGCACGCGCUAGCCCCCAUUGCCUACAUCCACGACAUGAAGAGUCCCCUCUUCCGGACCCUGGUUCUCUUUCUCGACUUUCUAACAGCCGCCACACGAAUGCUGCGCAUAACGGAAUUCAUGCCCAACACAAAAUUCCUAGUGGACCACAGUCAGGUUGUUUGCCACGACAAUGCCAUGACGCAGGACGUCUGCUCCAAUAUCCUAUUUCUGGUGGCCGGCUACAACUCAGAGCAGCUUAACAAAACCAUGCUACCCGUGAUGCUGAGCCACACGCCCUCGGGAGCCUCUAUCAAGCAGCUGGAGCACUUUGGCCAACUGAUGAAGUCCGGGCACUUCCGCAAGUUCGACCGUGGCUACCUGAGAAACCAGUUAGAGUACAACCGGGUCACGCCGCCGGACUAUGACCUGUCGAGGGUUAAGGUUCCAGUGGCCCUCUACUAUUCGGUGAACGAUCUACUGGUGUCCACCACAGGGGUGGACCGCCUGGCCAGGGAGCUGCCCAACGUGAUCGACAAGUACCUGGUGCCCAUGGAGCGCUUUAACCAUCUGGACUUUUUGUGGGCCAUCGACGUUAAGCCGUUGGUCUACAAUCGCCUAGUAAGGAACAUCCGGCGCGUGGAGAAUCACAAGGCAAAGCUGACGGCCAAUCUGGCCAGCUUUUUGGCCAUGCAGCUGCAACGGCAUCAACUGCAGAACCAAAUUCAAAUCCAGAUGUCGCAGCUUCCACCCAACGUUCACCUCCCCCACGGCCUUGGCAUGGAACUGAUCGCGAGUGUAACAGACCCCGCACCGACGACAGCAGCCACAGCCACAGCCACAACUACCCCGGUCACGACCACAUCCGUGGAGGACGUGCUGGAGGUCAGCACCACAUCGGAACUGUACGCGUGAGUUUGACGGCAAGCAGCAGCAUUCUCUCUCGCUCCAAUUUCAUAUGACUGUGAUGACAUUUUAACAAUUUACGCUCCAAUCGCACCUUCUCUGUCCACGACCGCAUGGACCCCAAUCCAUCCACUCAGGCACGCCCAGCCUAGGCGCUACUUCAUUCCCAAUCACCCAAUGAACGGAACCUGAAUCCCCAUGUACCGACUCGAAUGCUGUAAAUUUGUAUCCACAUUUUUGGUCCAGAUUAAUUUACAUCACGAUUGUGCAUCCCAUUUUCUUUGCUACCCUUAAUACUUUAAUUUAUGUGUACAAAUUUAUGAGCAAGUCGAAACGUAUGUUUAUGCUAAAUAAUAAAAAAUAUUUU
Drosophila obscura is the source of this 2689-nucleotide messenger RNA. RefSeq names its product lipase 3. The coding region runs from base 748 to 2331 and encodes 527 amino acids. The transcript is spliced from 5 exons. Lineage: Eukaryota; Metazoa; Arthropoda; Insecta; Diptera; Drosophilidae. Gene Ontology annotation, biological process: lipid metabolic process. The record is from RefSeq and is a predicted model, not a curated record.